Messenger RNA from Nylanderia fulva, 543 nucleotides. The record is from RefSeq and is a predicted model, not a curated record. NCBI's taxonomy places the organism in Eukaryota, Metazoa, Arthropoda, Insecta, Hymenoptera, Formicidae.
GGAGAACUCAAAUUCAUUAUAUUCAUAGAUGUAAUAUCGUAUUUGCAUCGAGAAGAAGAUUAUAUAGCAUGGUAUCCUAUGUUUAAAGCUCUGGAAUACAUAUUUAGCACUUUUUCUGUAGCCAUGAUGCAAGUUAAAAUGUGGACUUUUAAGAAUUACAUAAACCAUGCAUUAAACGAGGUACUUAAAAGAAUCAAAUAUGAAGAAAUUGAUGAUAGUGACGACCUUAGAAAAUGUUUACGACAAGAAGCUGCAAGAUGGGCAUGUUUUCUCGGCGACUUCAAAUGUAAGACAGAAGCCAACAAUAAAUUAGUACAACAUCUACAAAAUUCUAUAAAGCACAAACUUUUGCCAUGGUGGAAGGAAUGGACAUAUUGUAACGGUUUCAUGAUAAUCAACGAAAAAAUCAUUUGGCAAUCAGUGUAUGAUGUAGGAUUGAAUAAAUCUGACACUAAAUUUUUAGAAUACUUGGCUUGCUCUGAAGAUACUGAUGUCAUCAAUAAUUAUUUAAACAAUCUAAUAUACUAUUACCAACAAUUAUAG